This is a messenger RNA of Orbicella faveolata, 3368 nucleotides long. RefSeq names its product serine/threonine-protein kinase OSR1-like. Gene Ontology annotation, molecular function: protein serine/threonine kinase activator activity; protein serine/threonine kinase activity; ATP binding. The record is from RefSeq and is a predicted model, not a curated record. NCBI's taxonomy places the organism in Eukaryota, Metazoa, Cnidaria, Anthozoa, Scleractinia, Merulinidae. Gene Ontology annotation, cellular component: serine/threonine protein kinase complex. Gene Ontology annotation, biological process: activation of protein kinase activity; protein export from nucleus; protein phosphorylation.
GCUAAGAAACUGGGCACUAAAUAGCAAAAUCAUCCCCUCCUACCUCCCGGACAAGAAAUUAGCGUCGGAGGGCUUCAAACGAGAAACAUGGCGGCUGCCGGCGAAGGUCGAUGGCCGAAUGAAAAGGAACAGUAUGAACUGCAGGAAGUUAUAGGUUAUGGAGCUACGGCCGUCGUCCAAGCUGCUCUGUGCAUUCCUCGCAAGGAACGUGUAGCUGUGAAGAGGAUUGACUUGGAGAAAUGCGGAGCUAGUAUCGAUGAAAUGAUGAAAGAGAUCCGUACCAUGAGCCAGUGCAACCACGAGAAUGUAGUGAAUUACUAUACUUCAUUUGUGGUUAAACAAGAACUGUGGAUUGUGAUGAGAUUGCUGAAUGGAGGUUCCAUGCUUGAUGUGAUAAAGCACCAGAAAAAGCGGGGUGGCUGCGAAGAUGGUGUCCUUGAUGAGGCAGUAAUAGCAUCCGUGUUGCGAGAAGUUCUGAAAGGCCUGGAUUAUUUUCACAGUCAAGGCCUUAUACACAGGGAUGUUAAAGCUGGUAAUAUCCUACUGGCUACUGAUGGGACAGUACAAUUAGCUGAUUUUGGUGUUAGUUCUGUGAUUAGUGACUACGGCGACAGAUCCAGGCCGAAGGUUAGGAAGACAUUUGUGGGUACACCAUGCUGGAUGGCACCAGAAGUCAUGGAGCAGGUUCAUGGAUAUAACCACAAGGCUGACAUAUGGAGUUUUGGUAUUACAGCCAUUGAACUGGCAACUGGAACAGCUCCUUACGCCAAAUUUCCAGCCAUGAAGGUACUUAUGUUAACGUUACAGAAUGACCCACCUUCUCUCGACACUGUUGCUCAGAAUGACGGAAAAGAAAACUACAAGAAGUAUUCCAAGGUGUUCAGAAAGAUGAUCAGUAGUUGUUUGAUGAAAGAGCCUGCUCAGAGGCCAGAUGCUAAAGAACUUUUAAAACUUCCCUUCUUCAAGAAAGCGAGGGAAAAGGAAUUUCUAGUUGAAAGUUUAGUCCCGCUUAUGCCUUCACUGGGUGAAAGGUCACAGAAGGUAAAGCGAGUCCCAGGCUCCAGUGGACGGCUUCACCGCGCGGCCGAUGGCAGCUGGGAGUGGUCAGAUGACGAAGAGAGAAAAGGAGGUAAAAGCGAUGAUGACGACGGAGAAGAUAAACAAAAAUCGACAAAUGUGGAUACUGUAAAGGGAAAUCCACCCAAAAACGAAGGACCGCCUAUCCACGUCCAACCGUCCACACCAACAUCACCAAAACCUCCUGCACAAAUUAAUUUGGAUCUUACCCUUAGAUUGAGAAAUGCUAAGAAAGAAUUGAAUGAUAUCAGAUUUGACUUCACUCCUGGUAAAGAUACAGCUGAAGGCGUGGCGCAAGAGCUCGUGUCGGCCGGUCUAAUAAGUGGACAGGAUUUAGUAGUUGUUGCCGCUAACCUCAGCAAAGUAAUUGAUAAUCCACCAAGUAGCAAAUCAAUGACGUUCCCGCUGAAAUCAAGUGGGAAUUUAAACGAGCCGCCAGACGAUCGCACACUUAUUGGAUUCGCUCAGCUCACAAUUAACUCUUAGCAAAGGAUAGCCCCCAUCAAUCAGCCACAAGAAAAGAUAAAUGAAAAUGAUUAGUUUUGUGUCACACGAAUUAUCCCGUACUUACACGUAGAUGUGUUUUCCAGUAAGAUCGUUCGGUGGAACGAAUUCCCGAACGUUUUGCCAAAGUCUUAGACAAUCAAGCGCGCCGGAUAUAGUCUUAUCGCAAGUUAAAGGGGCUAUGUUGUGUAUAUACGUAAGCCUCUUGUUAAUGCAGCGGCCAAAGUCGAUUCUCGUAGAAGGGACUGCAGAUUGAAGGAGUCUCAUAAUGUAUAUCGCCUCAAAAAUAUAGUAUUUCGUUCGCUAUCCUUCGCAAUUUUCCCCUUAUCUUUUUCACAACUUUCGGACAGCUACGCGCUUUGCCAUCAAAAACAAAAUCAAAAACAAAACAAACAAAAACAACCGGCAAAAAACAAACAAAAACAAAAGCAAACAAACACAGGAAAGUAGAAUCUAAAGAGGAACCUACUUAACCAGAAUGUACUUUGUAAGAAUGUAACGCUCACUGCUUUCUGCAUUGUUCUGUGGUUGGCGAGUCUGAUAUUAAAUGGUUAAUAAGAUUUUUAUUCCAACGUAUAGACAUACACCAUGACGAAAUAUAAGGUGCUAUAUAAAACCCUAGCACCUUAACUCAAAGAUAGAAAAAAAAAAAUGAUUAGAUGGUUUUCGUUAGACAUGAGGAAGAUCUCUACAAUAUGUCGAGGUUGAGCGGGUUAUUAAUAUGGAAUAGAUUUCACGAAUGUGUCAACGAUUUUAGUCUUGACAAGUUUUUAAUUUCUCUUAACUUUAUCAGUGCAAAGCUUAGAGAGGAGGUCAGAAAAAUACUCCAAGGGAGGAAUCAGCGAGGACAAAAUAACGUUAAGUAUCCUAUAAGUCAAACAUAACUAGAAUCAUGAGAGGGCAACAUGGAUCGGGACCACUGAGGUAAACUGAUAUACUCACCCGUAGAGCAGAAGAUUGCAAAUAACAUACAACUGGACAAUGCAAUGAGUUGCUUUACACUGUAACUGAGUCUUUAACUUACAAGGAGAACUUUCCUUUCGCUGAACUCUCACUGUAGGCUGGGAAGAAAAGUUAGUGUGAAACGAGUGUGCAGUCAGGCAUUUUUGAGCCUACAGAAUAGGCGGAUUAGCGGAUCAGAGAGCAAGGCGAGACCAAGCAUGCGCAAUGCGAGUAGACUCGCGCUUCGUGCUCGUGGUCGCGCUCUGCGCGCGUCUAUCGCGUCUCGAUCUCAGGCCCGCUAAUCCGCCUGUUCUGCAGUCUAUUGCGUGUUUUUUUUUUUUUCUUAAGCUUGUUAACUUUUUCUUAUCCGGGACUAACCCUUAUUGUUAGAUGCCUAGAAGAAUUUUCCAAUAACUGACCAAAAACUCAAAAUUGCACAGCCAAUUUUGUCAAUUACAUUUCCGUUGAAAAUAAACCAAAGAAAGCAGAACAGAGAGCAAAUACAAACCAAUCAGGAAACAAGCGGGGAAAACAUGUAACCGUUGUUACAGGCGGGAAAAAUUGCGCACAAGGCAAGUUGUGAUUGGCUGGCAAAAAAAUACCUUCACUGUGAUUGGUUAGGGGAUCAUGCGCAAGUUCGCGGUGUCACCUCAAAGAAGGCUCUUCUGCGAAGGGUGGGUGAUUCUACAAUUAAUGUUUAUAAUGCUUGUAUAGAUUGGGUCAUAUUCAAUGCAUUCGUAUACACCAUUGUAAUUUGCGUCUGGGAUAAACAUAGAAAUGGUCAACUUAAAGUUAAUAAUACAUGUAAUUAAGAUAUUUUGAUAAAACCAAACUUUCAGAUGCAA